AUGUGCGAGGCCGGCGAAGGUACUCUGCUGGAAUCCCUGAAACUGAAGGGGGCCGAUAUUCCACCACAGAGUGAGCAGCAGCAGGAGGAAGAGGGUGAGAGCGAUGACGUAGUUGAGGUCGAUCUUGAGACCAAGGUUAAAGAUCUAUCGGCGGAGCAGGCUGUCCAAGCUGCCCAGAUCAACAGCCUUUCGGAAGACAUGGAUAAUCUGAAAGACUCGGUUUUUAAGGGUGGGGAGGGAAUCGUCAAACUAACGGUGUCUGUGUCAUCACUGUUUACCGCCUUUCAGCAGCUGGCUGUACAUGCAGGGUUCAAGCUGCCGAUGGCUACCCUGAAGGGUUUGAACAGGCCUGAAGCCGGCGACUCCACUGCUGCUGUAGUAGCUUCUGGUACAACAAGAGGUGCUCUUCAGACCUCUGCUGUUGCUCCGUCACUUGCGCGUAGACCACUUUUCGGCCAGAUUCCAGGGUUCGUGCAAGCCCAGGGAGCCACAUCCGGUGCACAGAGGUCUAGGGCGGGUGACACAGGUCCCGCAGCCGGCGCUUCAUCCUCCGCGGCUGAUCAGGUGGGUGCUGCAGCAUGUGUUACUACAGCAGCAGCAGAUCAGCCAGGUGCCUCUGUCUGUGCUCCUCCUGCUGGAGCGGGUCAGCUAGGUGCCUAUGCUGGUGCUCCACCACCUGGAGCGGUUCAGCCAGGCUCCUCUGCCGGUGCUCUUCCAGCUGGAGCGCGUCUGCCAGGUGCAGCAGCCGUCGUUUCACAACCAGCCGCGGGUCAGCCAGGAGCGGGGGUGUUUGCUCCACAGGCAGGUGGUGUUCAGCCUGGAGCAUCUGCACAUGUCGCGCCAGCAGGGCCUAGUGGCCAUGCUCUGCAUCGUCCCAACUUGCUCUUCCACGGAUCAGGACAUCCAACCGCGUCCGUGCAUCUGCCUUUGUCGUCGCACGGCCCCGGUGUGCAGGAACCACCUGCUUUCCUCUUUGCUGCUGAGGCGCUCGACACUGGCAGCAUCCUACCUGGCCACACCUCCUCCGCACCUCGUGGGACUCUACUGAACAUGCCCUCGCAACAGGUUCUGCCCUCCCCAGCCGCCUCCUCAUCCUUCAUGCCAUCGACCCAGGUUGGUGAGGAGGAGGAGGCCGCCAGCAAGGGGUUCACGGGAGUCACAAAGAAGGAAGGGUAA
Molecule: messenger RNA, 1176 nt
Organism: Closterium sp. Naga37s-1
Lineage: Eukaryota; Viridiplantae; Streptophyta; Zygnematophyceae; Desmidiales; Closteriaceae
Source: the annotation of a GenBank genome assembly